AUGGUUUUCGAUUUCUUGGCUAUGGGCGGCUGGCGCCCUGCCCUAGCUGUCCCCUCAUUCUGGAGUCUGCUGAGUGGACUCUUUGCUUUGCUGUGUGUCUACUAUGUUGGCUGGAUCAUCCACACUCUUUGCUUCCACCCUCUGAGUGGCUACCCUGGACCCAAGUUGGCUGCCAUCACUCCUUUGGUUCAUCUCAUCUGGGACAUCCAGGGUAAGCAGCACUCGACCAUGAAGCGUCUUCACGACAAGUAUGGAGAUGUCGUUCGUAUUGCCCCAAAUGCCCUCGUUUACCGUGCCGCAACCGCCUGGAAAGAUAUCUACGGUCACCGGAAGAAGGGACACCAGGUCUUCAUCAAGGAUCCGGCCUUGUAUGCACCAACUCCCAACGGCGUGAAUGCAAUUAUCACAGCCAAUGAACACGACCAUUCCCGCAUGCGCCGUUUGCUGACCCAUGCCUUCUCCAACAAAGCUCUGGGCGAGCAGGAAGAAAUCCUCCAGAUGUAUGCCGGCAUGUUUAUCGACAAGCUCAAGGGUCUCAUGGGUAACGCUUUGUCCCAGGACAUUGAUAUUACCUGCUGGUUCAACUUCACUACCUUCGACCUCAUUGGCGACCUUGCUUUUGGGGAACCCUUCGGCUGCCUGUCAAACAGCAAAUAUCACUGGUGGGUUCGAAUCAUUCUGGAUGCCGUCAAGGCAAGUGCCUAUCUCAAGAUCUUUUGGUUUUACCCAUUUCUCGUCCCCUUGGUGCAGGUCCUUGUUCCCAAGCACCUUCUCCAGAAACGUCAAGCAAGCUUCGACCUGAGCGUCGAAAAGGUCCGUCGUCGUCUCGCCCUGGGUGCUACUCGCCCUGACUUCACUUCAUACAUACUUAAGCACUCCAAAGAUGGAAAGGGCAUGUCGGCUGAGGAGAUGGAUGCGAACUCCGCAGUGUUCGUCCUAGCUGGCAGCGAGACUACCGCUGCCCUACUCUCCGGUGUGACAUACUACCUUCUGCGCUACCGUGACAAGUAUGAGCGUCUGAUUCAGGAGAUUCGUGGUACCUUCGAAAAAGACGCUGAUAUCAAGCUUUCCGCCCUCGUGGAGCUCCCAUACCUCAACUCUGUCCUGACUGAGGCGAUGCGCAUCUACCCGCCUAUUCCUUCGAUGCUUCCGCGAGUUGUUCCCGAGGGAGGAGCAAUGAUCAACGACCGAUAUGUCCCUGGAAAUGUCUCUGUCUCCGUCUCCCUGUUCUCUGCCUUCCAUGCCGCCUCGCACUUCAAGAACCCCGAGGCAUUCGUUCCAGAGCGCUGGCUGAGUGAGUCUAACGAGUACGUCAACGAUAAGAAGGAAGCCUUCCAGCCCUACUCCUACGGCCCGCGCAACUGUCUCGGCCAACACCUUGCCAACGCUGAAAUGCGUCUGCUGCUCGCCAAGCUUUUGUGGAAUUUCGACCUGGAGCUGCUCCCGGAGUCUCUGCACUGGAUUGACCAGAAGUCCUUCUCGCUCUGGAGCCGCCCUGAGUUGAAAGUCAAGCUCUUCCGCGCCGGCGCUAGACCCGCGUUGUAA
Molecule: messenger RNA, 1545 nt
Organism: Penicillium vulpinum
Lineage: Eukaryota; Fungi; Ascomycota; Eurotiomycetes; Eurotiales; Aspergillaceae
Product: cytochrome P450
Exons: 4
Coding region: 1-1545 (514 amino acids)
Molecular function (GO): heme binding; monooxygenase activity; iron ion binding
Source: RefSeq, a predicted model, not a curated record